AUGUCGCAUAACAGCAGGAGGGAUUUUCUUACCCAGCCGGCGCCAGAAAACUAUGUCGCCGGUCUUGGUCGAGGUGCCACCGGGUUUACGACACGGUCGGAUCUGGGACCGGCGCGCGAAGGCCCAACCCCAGAACAGAUCCAGGAAGCCUUAGCAAAGAGGGCCCAGCAACUCGGCGCUGCUCCGCCUACAGCAUAUAACGCAGGACGCGAAAAGGGUGGCAAAGGCAAGGACCAAGAGGAAGAGGAGGACGAGGAGCGAUUCCAGGACCCAGACAACGAAGUCGGCCUUUUCGCAUACGGCCAAUAUGACAGGGAGGAUGACGAGGCGGAUCGCAUAUACCAAGAGGUAGAUGAAAGGAUGGACAGAAGGCGGAAAUCAAGAAGGUUAGUUCUCCCCCAUCGUUACCUUGUCCCUUCUCCGUUAUUUUCUUGGAGAUCGUUUGGUAUCAAGUUUUUAUAUCCGUAUUAUGAACAGAAUGCCGACUUGAUAUUCGCUACUUGCAGGGAAGCCCGAGAACGAGAAGAACAAGACGAAUACGAGAGAAACAACCCCAAAAUUCAACAGCAAUUUGCGGAUCUCAAACGUUCCCUAGCAGCUGUUUCAGACGACGACUGGGCCAACAUCCCAGAGGUUGGAGAUCUCACGGGAAAGAACCGACGUGCCAAGCAAAAUCUACGCCAACGAUUCUAUGCUGUCCCUGAUAGCGUUAUUGCGAGUGCCAGGGACUCGACGCAGUUCGAGACCACUUUGGCCGAUGAUGGUGCCCAAACCGAGACGCCAGACGGUGCCAACGCGGAUGGAAGCUUGACAAAUUUCGCCGACAUUGGUGCCGCUCGAGAUAAAGUACUCCAAGUACGCCUGGACCAAGCGGCACUUGGCUCUUCUGGCGAUGCAUCAUCCGGCAGUGCGACCAAUAUCGAUCCAAAAGGGUAUCUGACAAGUUUGACGAAAUCAGAGUUGCAGGCCGGUGAAGUUGAGAUUGGUGACAUCAAGCGUGUACGAGUUCUACUGGAGUCUGUAACUCGUACUAACCCUAAACAUGCCCCCGGCUGGAUUGCUAUCGCUCGUCUGGAAGAGCUGGCGGGAAAAAUCGUCGCUGCAAGAAAUUACAUUGCAAAGGGUUGUGAAUUGUGCCCUAAGAGUGAAGAUGCCUGGCUGGAAAAUAUCCGUCUCAACAACAAUCAUAAUGGGAAAAUUAUCGCAGCCAACGCGAUCAAGCAUAACGAUCACUCCACCAGACUCUGGAUUGAAGCCAUGAAGCUUGAAUCUGACGUCCGAGCAAAAAAGAACGUUCUAAGGCAAGCUCUUCUUCACAUCCCUCAGUCAGUAGCUAUCUGGAAGGAGGCCGUGAAUCUUGAAGAAGACCCUGCCGAUGCACGACUUUUGCUGGCAAAAGCAACCGAAAUGAUACCGCUAUCUGUCGAGCUCUGGCUUGCUCUAGCUCGACUAGAAACACCCGAAAACGCACAAAAAGUGUUGAACGCAGCCCGCAAAGCUGUGCCGACGAGCCAUGAGAUUUGGAUUGCAGCUGCUCGGUUGCAAGAACAAAUGGGCACAGCAGCCAAGGUCAACGUCAUGAAACGAGCUGUCCAGGCGCUGGCUCGUGAGAAUGCCAUGCCAAAACGAGAGGAUUGGAUAACAGAGGCAGAGCGUUGUGAGGAAGAAGGGGCCGUUUUAACAUGCGGCGCAAUCGUCCGAGAAACUCUCGGCUGGGAGCUUGACGAGGACGAUGACCGAAAAGAUAUAUGGAUAGAAGAUGCCAAGGCAAGCAUAGCUCGCGGUAAAUAUGAAACUGCACGAGCAAUUUACAGCUAUGCCUUGCGUGUGUUCACGAUCAGCAAAACGCUCUGGCUUGCAGCUGCUGACUUGGAGCGAAACCAUGGCACCAAAGAGGCCUUAUGGCAAGUUCUUGAAAAGGCUGUUGAAGCAUGUCCUUCCAACGAGGUUCUUUGGAUGCAACUUGCCAAGGAGAAAUGGCAAGCUGGAGAAAUUGAUAGUGCCCGACUAGUGUUGAAGCGAGCCUUUGCCCGGAACCCCAACAACGAAGAUAUUUGGCUGGCAGCCGUGAAAUUGGAAACCGACGCAAAAGAAACCGAGCACGCCAGAGAGCUCUUAAGCACUGCUCGCCGCGAAGCCGGCACAGACCGUGUGUGGAUCAAGAGCGUCGCCUUUGAGCGCCAGUUAGGAAACAUGGACGAAGCGCUGGAUUUGGUCAACCAGGGCCUACAGCUCUAUCCCAAGGCCGACAAGCUGUGGAUGAUGAAGGGGCAAAUAUACGAGUCACAGAAGAAAUAUCCUCAGGCGCGAGAAGCUUAUGGCACUGGCACGCGAGCUUGCCCUCAGUCUGUACCACUGUGGCUUCUAGCGUCUCGUCUUGAAGAAAAAGCCGGCGUGGUAGUCAGGGCACGCUCGAUUCUCGAUAAAGCUCGACUGGCCGUGCCCCGCAACGCGGAACUAUGGACAGAAAGUGUCCGCGUUGAACGACGUGCCAAUAACAUGAACCAGGCCAAAAUCCUUAUGGCCAAAGCACAGCAAGAGGCGCCACAGUCCGGGCUGUUAUGGGCCGAGAGCAUCUGGUUCCUCGAACCUCGAACUCACAGGAAGCCACGCAGUUUGGAGGCCAUCAAGAAGGUUGACAACGACCCGAUCCUCUUUUUCACAGUUGCACGUAUUUUCUGGGACGAGCGUCGUCUGGAAAAGGCCGUGACAUGGUUCGAAAAGGCUAUAUUAGCAGAUAGUGAUUUCGGAGACGCUUGGGCUUGGUACUACAAGUUCCUGACGCAGCACGGCACAGAGGAGAAACGACGUGACGUUGUAUCCAAGUGCGUUGUGAGCGAGCCUAAACACGGCGAGGUAUGGCAAUCAGUCGCAAAGGACCCAGUGAAUUUCAAUAAAACGAUAGAAGAGAUUUUGCUAUUGGUUGCGGAACAACUGCGUUAA
This is a messenger RNA of Talaromyces rugulosus, 2943 nucleotides long. RefSeq lists its product as uncharacterized. Gene Ontology annotation, molecular function: protein binding. Gene Ontology annotation, cellular component: U4/U6 x U5 tri-snRNP complex; catalytic step 2 spliceosome. The coding region runs from base 1 to 2943 and encodes 980 amino acids. Gene Ontology annotation, biological process: mRNA splicing, via spliceosome; spliceosomal tri-snRNP complex assembly. NCBI's taxonomy places the organism in Eukaryota, Fungi, Ascomycota, Eurotiomycetes, Eurotiales, Trichocomaceae. The transcript has a single exon. The record is from RefSeq and is a predicted model, not a curated record.